Brassica napus (rape) is the source of this 707-nucleotide messenger RNA. Its product is annotated as 40S ribosomal protein S24-1. NCBI's taxonomy places the organism in Eukaryota, Viridiplantae, Streptophyta, Magnoliopsida, Brassicales, Brassicaceae. The transcript has 5 exons. Bases 125 to 526 code for a protein of 133 amino acids. Gene Ontology annotation, biological process: translation. Gene Ontology annotation, cellular component: ribosome. Gene Ontology annotation, molecular function: structural constituent of ribosome. The record is from RefSeq and is a predicted model, not a curated record.
AAAACCUAAAAAAAAACAUGAAAAAUGAGAGCUAUAUAUCAUCAGCUAGGGUUUUGAUUGCUGCUUCAGAAGCCGCAGCGAGAGAGUAGCAAACCGGAGAGAGCUCGGAGGAAUCGCAGCAGCCAUGGCGGAGAAAGCAGUCACCAUCAGGACCAGGAAGUUCAUGACCAACAGGCUUCUCUCCAGGAAGCAGUUUGUCAUUGAUGUUCUUCACCCAGGAAGAGCCAAUGUUUCAAAGGCUGAGCUCAAGGAGAAGUUGGCAAGGAUGUACGAGGUUAAAGACCCAAACGCAAUCUUUGUUUUCAAGUUCAGGACCCACUUUGGAGGUGGCAAAUCUUCUGGAUUUGGUUUGAUCUAUGACAAUGUCGAGAGUGCCAAGAAGUUCGAGCCCAAGUACAGGCUCAUCAGGAAUGGGCUUGACACGAAGAUUGAGAAAUCGAGGAAACAGAUUAAGGAGAGGAAGAACAGGGCCAAGAAAAUCCGUGGUGUUAAGAAGACCAAGGCUGGUGACCCCAAGAAGAAGUGAGUUGUUAGAAGACAACGGCAGCAUUUUGGGUUUUGUUCUGUGCAUCAUCCCUUCUUUAUUUCGAUUUUGUGCUUCUCAUUGUCACACUUGUUCUGUCUCCGUUUGCAUUAUGUGUUAAAGCUUUAGAGUAUCAUGUGCUAAGAUUUUGCUGAAUACAUUUUAUUUGAAAUUCCUCCCAAAA